Messenger RNA from Lizanozyma spartinae, 2979 nucleotides. RefSeq lists its product as uncharacterized. The transcript is spliced from 2 exons. Gene Ontology annotation, cellular component: fungal-type vacuole membrane. Gene Ontology annotation, biological process: macroautophagy. The record is from RefSeq and is a predicted model, not a curated record. Lineage: Eukaryota; Fungi; Ascomycota; Pichiomycetes; Serinales; Debaryomycetaceae. Bases 1 to 2979 code for a protein of 992 amino acids.
AUGUAUUCAAAACACGAGUUGGUGCCGUUGAUCAACCAAUUGGAGAACGCGACAGUGUUUGUGCCUGUGAAUCUGGCAUUUACUGGUGAUGUUAAAGAAGAUAAGGACCUGUUAUUACGAUAUAUCGUGAACCAAAGGUUUCGGGUCGGAUAUAUGGAUCGACGGGCCAUAAUGUUAGAGACUCUUUAUCGACCGGGGGGCAACUACGGUAUUGGUCAUGGUAAUGGUAGUGGUAAUUACACCAUCAAGAUUAGCCCUAACUUUGAGACCUUAGAAUAUGAAGUCGAUGACACUGCAGCCAUUGUUGAAGUCGAUAUCUUUGCUAAACAUCAACGAUCUUUUGUUGAGGGGAUUCUGGAGUUAAUGCCAUUGAAACCGUCGGUUUGUGAUUUACUAAUGAAUAGCACCAAUGACGAUCUUGAACUCAAUGGGUUCAAAGUCUCAACCAUCAGACACUGGAUGACAUCGUUAUUUUUGGGUAAUGAUGAUAAGAAUGAUGUUGAUGGUGCUUUGUUGAAGAAGAAACGUAAUAAUAAUAAGAAGGAACGCAAGGAUCUUCCUUCUACGUGUGAAGAGUUCUUCAACAAUACAAGAACAGUUUUCAUCCCCACUGAUUCAUAUUUGCAUGAAUCCAUGAGCUCUUUGGAAUAUCGAUAUUAUUCCACGUUGUUUCAUGUUGUAAGGAACGAAAAGUUCAGCAAAAAAUCUUCUGCUAUCCACGAGUUGAAAUUCGACUUGAUUCGGUUGCUUUCUUGUAUUAUGCUUCCUGAGUUGAUAGGAGGUGCAAAUAUCACUAAUGGGAAGCAAUACCCAUUGAAAGAUGGGGGUUCAAAUUAUACUUUGGCUUAUAAUAAUGCUUCAAAUACUAUCACGGUCAAUGGGAAGAUCCAAUCGGCUUCUCUGGCUGGAUCUAAUAUUGUUCUUAGUGAUGUGGUGGUACAUUUAUUUGAUAGCCAACUGGAACCCUUUUGGAGUUCAUUAAACGUCACUUUGGCACCAAUGAUUAUGCGGAAGGCAUUGUAUGCUCUUCAUUUUUCCAACUUUGCGUCUGAAGUUGAAUUCAGGUCUCUUGAAGCUCUCAUAGACGGGCGAACCUCGGGUCAAACACUAUUUGUGGGCAUUGAUUCAAGAGAUGAUGCAGAGAAUGAUGAUAAUUAUUACUACACAGACAGUUUCAGCAACAAACAAACGUUGUUGUAUCGAUUUCUGGAUCAGUUCAUAGAUUUAAGGGAAGAAAUGGGGGAGCAUAGUCCAGUUUAUAAACUUUUAAACUCCAAAUUAUCAUCUAAAAAGAGAAUAAAUGGGAAUUACCAAAUCAAAUUGGCAUCAUCUUGGGAAAACAACAAUAUGAUUUCAACGGUUAACGAUGAAACUUUAAUUAUUGAUGAGCCAAUUCUUACAGCUAAUAAUAAUAUCAUUUAUGUGACUAAGAAUGAAAUCUUCCCUCCUCUGUCGCUCAAGCUGGUUUUGGGUGGCAUGCUAUCUUCAGGAGUGAUUCCUCGUCAUUUAAAUCGUUUACAAAUCAAUAAGAAAAGUUGUCUUGCAACAGUUGAAUAUUUGAAUCGUUUUGAUCUUAUUUCUGAAGUUGAAGAAUUGAAUGGGUAUACUGCUUUCUUACCAUGUGGUGGUGGUGGUCAUGUUAUCACCAGUGAUCCUAUUGGAUCGAUCCAUAGUGGUGGUGGUGGUGGUGGUGAUGUGAACCCUUGGAAAGCAUUGGGACUUGUUUUAAACCAUCUUGAAGCCAACCCAAAACUAUUUGAAUCCAUUCUCAAAGGUUUUUUCGUUAAGGGAAUGAUAUAUUCUGAUUUUGGGUUGGAACAUGAUGAAAAAUAUACUAAAAACCUUCGUGGUGAUCUCGUUAAAGUAUCAGAUACAAAGAUUGAAGAAGACGGAUACCAUCAGAUCUUGGUUAAUUCUACAUUGAUGAAAUUACCUUUGAAUUCAGAAAUACUUUUCAGUCAUGGGUUGGUUCAUACAGUUGAUAAGAUCAUUUUGCCCAAUAAUUUCCAAAUAUCCAUCGGGGAUUUGUUGAAAACUACCGAAGACAAAGAUAGUGCCAGAUUCAACUUUACAGAGUUGUUGGAAUAUGAUCAAGUCUUGAAGGCAGUAGACAUUGGCAAUUUCUCUUUACUUGUGCCUACUAGUGAAUCACUAAAGAAACAGAACAUCACCACUUCAUAUGAAAAACUAAACAAGUUCUUACAAUUGCAUCUUAUACCCAACGAUCAAUUAGGUUCUUUGCUUCAUUGCAUGUCAGGGUCCGGACGAACGGAUGUUGAUGAUGCAGACGAUUCCCACAUAGAACAAGAAGAUACUAUGAUUUCCACAAACUACACUCGAGCCAUAUUGAGAUGCAAACGUACCAAGAGAGGUAAAACUACUCUUCGUUUAUUUAAUUCAGAAUCAGAAAAGUCUUCAGGGAAACAUGAGGUUGUUAUUUCCAACUAUGGAUGUUCGUCCACCAAAUCUUGUGUAUUUCUUAUUGAAGAUUCCUUACGACUUUCAUGGCUAGAUGAACCUGAUGAUACUUUUCUACACAUUCAUUUGGGGUCUGUUAGUGUUGCAAUUGGGAUAGUCAUUGGCCUCAUGUUGGUGGGAGGAUUCCUAUUCGUUAUAGUUGCUUGUUUGGGAACGCCUAAGCUGAGAAAGUCUUCUUCCGGUCCCCUAGCUCCGGAGAAUAUUUUUGAAAGACCUCAGAAUAACUUUAUGAGAGUCAAUUUCGAUAAUGAGGAACAAGGACCUCUGUAUGAUUGUGGAUAUGAAACAGAUAUAGACAUUGUCCGUGAAGAAGAUCCACUCUUAAAGGGUCGUAAGAAACGGUUUAAAAGACAUAGGAAUUAUGGUGCAAUUAAUGACGGUAAUGGAAAUGGAAAUGGUACAACUGUCAAUGGAAAUGGUGCUACAUCUCCACGUGAUAUACGGAAGAAUAAUAUUCUCUCUACACUCAAUAGAGAGAGGAAUCUUCCUGAUGCUUAUUAA